Molecule: messenger RNA, 2026 nt
Organism: Amblyraja radiata (thorny skate)
Lineage: Eukaryota; Metazoa; Chordata; Chondrichthyes; Rajiformes; Rajidae
Product: TNF receptor-associated factor 5
Exons: 11
Coding region: 190-1872 (560 amino acids)
Biological process (GO): signal transduction; regulation of apoptotic process; positive regulation of canonical NF-kappaB signal transduction
Cellular component (GO): cytoplasmic side of plasma membrane; plasma membrane signaling receptor complex
Molecular function (GO): thioesterase binding; tumor necrosis factor receptor binding; zinc ion binding
Source: RefSeq, a predicted model, not a curated record
AGAGACUGGCUGUGGUCAACUUUUUACAGUCAGUUUCGCAUCAAAUGUUGAGAGGGUGUGAUACUUCCUGAAACAUUGUGUGACCUUGUUCUCGGUUAGUUCGGCGGGGUCCCUCCCGACUGCUAUGCAGCGAGCAGCCCGAGCGCGACUUGAGCAGAAGCGGGAGGUUUAUUCAGCAACAGAACACUGAUGGCCUCCAAAGAAAUCCCUGAUGUUAAAUCAAACUUCUUCAUUCGCCAAGAUAGUGCAUCACUGUCUUUAGGGUUUGACCCGUAUCACGCUGGAUUCAAUCUUCAAUUUGUUGAGCCAUUGGAAGAUCGGUACAAGUGUGUGAUUUGUUCUUUUGUUCUAUGUAAUCCGUACCAGACUGGAUGUGGACAUCGAUUUUGUGAAAAUUGCAUUGCAGAAUUAAGAGAGACAAAACCAAUUGCCAUGUGUCCUAUUGAUCACGAAGGAAUUAUUUCAAAUUGGAUAUUUAGAGAUAACUGCUGCAAGAGGGAAGUGUGGAAUUUGAUGGUGUAUUGUAAAAAUGCACCAGAUUGCAACACAAAAGUAUCCUUUGGGCGUUUAGGGGAUCACCUUAAAAAAUGUCAAUUUGAAACUGUAGAAUGCAUCAACGGUUGCAACGCUGUCUUGCAAAGGAAAUAUUUAAUCGAUCAUUUGCAAGCAGUGUGUGAAUUUAGAGAAGAGGCUUGCCAAUAUUGCAAAGUGACUUUAAUCUUUAAAAAUAUUAAGGAUCAUGAAGUCAUCGCAUGUCCGAAGUAUCCUGUUUAUUGCACAAACAAUUGUGGUGAAAGUUUUAUGAGAAGUGAGAUUGAUGCACAUCUGACUAUCUGUCCAGAAGCUGAAGUGGAAUGUAGCUACAAAAAAUAUGGUUGCCAUGCCAGGGAGAAACGGAGGAAGAUCAAGGAACAUGAACAAUCUUGUUUAAAUGAACAUUUAUUGCUUGUUGUUACAAACAAUAAUAAAUUGGAAGAACAGAUAUUGGAUCUGCAAAAAACAUUAUGUGAAAGAAACCACAUUAUCACUCAGAUGGAAGAACAAAUAAACAAGCUUGACAUCAUGGUUGCACAUUUGAGUGAGGUUAUUUCUAAAAACGAUGAUGAGAUUGCAAAGACACAGAAAAUCCUGGCCGGACAUGCUGACAAAAUAAUAACCAUUGAGCAACAUUCACAACAACUUUGCAGAAGAUUAGAUCAAGAAAGAAAUAAUGAAAUAACAUCACUGAAGGAAGUAAUUAUUGCAUUGAAGGAAAAGGUGGAAACUGCUGAAAAUAACAUUGUGUCAAUGGUUUCUUUUAAGCCAUGUCUGAAGCAACACGAAUUAUUGUUAAAUGCCCAUAAGAAACUACUAGAAAAGACUAAUGAGAGAUUUCGAGUCUUGGAAGCAGCUGGAUACAAUGGCAAACUGAUAUGGAAGAUCUGCAACUACAGAAGGAGAAAACAGGAGGCAGCAGUGGGAGCUGCUGUUUCUCUUUUUAGCCAACCCUUUUACACAAGUCGGUGUGGAUACAGGCUCUGUGCUAGGGCAUAUUUAAAUGGAGACGGUGCAGGCAAAGGAACACAUUUAUCUUUGUUUUUUGUUGUUAUGAAAGGCGAAUAUGACUCUCUGUUGAUGUGGCCAUUUAAACAGAAGGUCACUCUUGCAUUGCUUGACCAGAGCCCAAAGAAACAUCACAUUGUAGAACUCUUUAAGGCCGAUGCCAGCAGCACCAGUUUCAAAAGACCAAUUUCAGAAAUGAAUAUCGCAUCUGGAUGUCCACGAUUUGUGUCCUUUGCAGUUCUCGAAGUUGGGAAAAUGGGGACAUAUAUAAAAGAUGACACAUUGUUCAUCAAAGUCAUCGUGGACUUAACUGAUCUUGAAGAUCAAUAGCCGAAUUUCUAAAAUUUUACUCAAACUAAUGGAUCCAUUGUUCGAUAUUGAAUGUUAUGUUACUAUAUUUUAUUGAGCACCAAGCUUGGGAAAGACUAAUAUAAUUAUUGUGAAUAUUUUUUUAUUUUUCUAUUAAAUGCAGAUCUCAUUCACA